UAUCUAUGCUCAACCACAUCAAGGCCUAAAGGCUGAUAUCAUUCCCGCCUUUCCAGGAAUUAUUGACUAUUGCAGACUAGUACAAUUGCCAUGACCCGCCAUCAUGAUCCCUUUACCAAUUCAGCCAGAGUAGAUUCAUCCUUCACUCCAUCAGUCAACCCUAAUACACCUUACCCACAGUCGGACCAGUAUCAGUCCUACUAUCCACCUCAACUAACCCAUUAUCAAGGACAGCAGGGCUAUCAGUACGAUCAUACAGGAGACGUAGGAUACGGCGGUCGUAGUCGGCGACAUGGAUCGUGGGCCGCCGUCAAUAACGAAGACAAUGAAGAGUUAACGCCGUUGACAACUGGGCCUGCUUCCUCAUCAACAUUCCUUACGACCGAUCCAUACUUGAGUGGCGGACCCGACCUUCCCCUCGCAUCUUCUGCCUCAAUUUCCAGCGCAGGAGCCGAUUUCUUGACAAGGCAGACUGCUCCUCGUCGCGGCGCAACCACUAAAAGGAUCAAAUUAACGAAUGGCAAUUUCAUUGCCGACUACGCUGUGCCAGGACCUGUUUCGAGCUCUGUAGAAGCCAAAUGGCUCAUUGACAAGGCGUCGAACGAGUUCUCGCAUAUGCGAUACACGGCUGCGACAUGCGAUCCCGAUGAUUUCACUCCUGAGAAUGGGUGGAAGCUAAAAACAACUUCCUACAACCGAGAAACUGAACUUCUCAUUGCUAUCACGAGCUACAAUGAGGAUAAAAUAUUAUAUGCCAGGACUCUGCAUAAUGUCAUGCUUAAUAUUCGUGACAUCUGCAAUACCAAAGCAUCUAAAUUCUGGCGCCGCUCAGCCGAAGAAGGCCGUCCAGGCUGGCAGAAAAUUGUGGUUGCUCUGGUGGCUGAUGGUUUAGAUCCAAUGGAUAAACAAGUGUUAGACGUACUGCAGACUAUCGGUGUAUUCCAAGACGGUAUCCUCAAGAAAGAAGUUGAUGGGAAAAAGACAGCAGCUCAUAUAUUCGAAUAUACAACUCAGCUAUCUAUAGAUGCCACCCCUCAGUUAGUCCAGCCGCAUCCUGGAGAACCCAAUAAUCUUGUACCAGUGCAAAUAAUCUUUGUUUUGAAACAAGAGAACUCAAAGAAAAUUAACUCCCAUCGCUGGCUGUUCAAUGCUCUAGGGAGGCAACUUCAGCCAGAGAUUUGUGUGCUGCUGGACGCGGGAACAAAGCCCGGCCAUAAGGCAAUCUAUCAUCGCGGUGCUUGUGGAGAAAUCCAUGCUAUGAUCAAGAAAGGAGUCAAGCUUUUCAAUCCUUUGGUGGCAGCUCAAAAUUUCGAAUAUAAGAUGUCAAACAUCUUGGAUAAGCCACUGGAAAGCAGCUUCGGAUACGUGAGCGUUCUACCAGGUGCUUUCAGUGCCUAUCGUUAUAAAGCAAUCCAAGGCCGCCCUUUAACCCAGUACUUCCAUGGUGAUGCAACUUUGGCGGCGAGGCUGGGCAAGAAAGGAAUAUAUGGCAUGGGCAUUUUUACUAAAAACAUGUUCUUGGCAGAAGACCGUAUUCUUUGUUUUGAGCUUGUCGCGAAGAAAGGUGAAAAAUGGGUUCUACAAUACGUCAAACCUAGCAAGGCGGAAACGGACGUCCCGGAGCAAGCAGCUGAACUUAUUAGCCAGAGAAGAAGAUGGUUGAAUGGCUCUUUUGCCGCCUCAGUCUAUUCUGUUUUCCAUUUUUUUAGACUAUAUCGAAGUGGUCAUGGCCCUAUCAGGAUGCUUUUUUUACAUAUACAGGCAAUUUAUAAUGUCUUCAGUCUCAUUUUCUCCUGGUUCGCUCUCGCCAAUCUUUGGCUCACAUUCUCAAUUAUCAUCGAACUGCUUCCUGAGAGUGCCAAUAUCAAUUUAUUCGGUACGGCUGACGUUACCCACUGGAUCAAUCUUGUGUUCACAUGGGUAUAUUUGGCCUUUUUAAUGUUGCAACUCGUCCUGGCUUUGGGCAACCGACCCAAAGGAGAGAAAGGGCUAUACAUUCUCACUCUUUGGGUUUACGCCUUCUUAUCUCUCUAUCUGAUCAUUUGCUCUAUCAUCUUAUCUGUCGUUGCCUUCAAAGGGGCCUUGAGAGACGGAGGAAGUAUAGAUGCUAAGCUCGGUAAUCUUUUCAAUUCCACGAACGGGGUCUUGGUGGCAGCCAUCAUGUCCACUAUUGGUAUCUACCUCAUUGCAUCAUUCCUUUAUAGGGACCCCUGGCACAUGUUUAGUUCUUUCCCGCAAUAUAUGCUUCUUGCUCCUUCAUUUACCAACAUCCUGAAUGUCUAUGCAUUUUGCAACCUGCAUGAUGUUUCUUGGGGUACCAAGGGCUCAGACAGAGCAGAGGCUUUACCAGCGAUCUCGUCAAGCAAGGAGAAGGAUGGAGAAACGGCCGUAGUAGAGGAACAACAAAGAAGUCAAGGCGAACUGGAUGAGUCAUUUAAGCAAGUUGUACAACGUGCAGUUGCACCAUACAAGCCUGAAGAAGCCGAUGAGAAACCCAACCUUGAUGAUCAAAAUCGAACUUUCAGAACCCGCCUUGUAGUGGUGUGGUUGCUUUCUAACGCUGCACUUGCUAUCUCCAUACAAACCCUCAAUGGUCUCGAUACAACUAAGCAGCUCGUAGAAGCUUGCCUCCCCAGCUCAUACAAUCCUGACAACGGAACAGUAAUUGUGUCCACCAAUGGUACCUGUAUUACUCAGGCUCUGGAGCAUGAUGGCGACAAAUUACAAGACAAGCAGCAAAUUUACUUUCAAGCGAUUUUAUGGGCGACAUUCGCGCUGUCAAUGGUCAGGUUCAUCGGAUGUGUGUUUUACUGGGCUAUGAGACAAAUGGGUAGAUGCUGGAGACGUAACUGAGCGGGAUGUAAAGUCAAGAUAUCCAUCCUUAUUUUCGCACGCGACUUCGCCUGAAUGAAAUCCAUUGAUCGAGUGAAGAAGUGAUUUCAUUUAGCUGUAGAUAUGACUGAUAGCGACGUCCAUUAGGAGAGCAUGGAUGGUUAUGCAUGAUUAUGCGUGGGGACGUCUGGACAUGAAUUAUUCCAUU
Molecule: messenger RNA, 3040 nt
Organism: Cryptococcus deneoformans JEC21
Lineage: Eukaryota; Fungi; Basidiomycota; Tremellomycetes; Tremellales; Cryptococcaceae
Product: chitin synthase, putative
Exons: 24
Coding region: 91-2853 (920 amino acids)
Cellular component (GO): cell septum; cell periphery
Molecular function (GO): chitin synthase activity
Source: RefSeq, a predicted model, not a curated record